Molecule: messenger RNA, 3076 nt
Organism: Plectropomus leopardus (leopard coralgrouper)
Lineage: Eukaryota; Metazoa; Chordata; Actinopteri; Perciformes; Serranidae
Gene: ccdc138
Product: coiled-coil domain containing 138
Source: RefSeq, a predicted model, not a curated record
UGCAGUUUGUCAACAGUGUAGUUACGGUAACAGCUAUGAACCUGCAGCUUAAAGAUAGAGACGACGUCGCUGAUACCGUCGAGAAGCUCAAGCAGAAAUAUUUGGAGAAGAGGAAACAGUCAUCACCAGCAGAGGACAUUACCUCCGGAACCACUGAUGAGGCAGCACAAAGGCUCUUAUUAGCCAGCAGAUCCAAACAGCCAACCAAAGAGUUGAAAUGCUACAGCAAAGCUUUACAUGAGCUGUUCAAAGCAGUUACCAACCAUCCCAACCAGUUUGGCAGUGAUCGUGGUCUCCAUGGCAGUAGUGAGGACCUGAGUGAGGACUCUAAUGCUGCCCCACUUCAGGACUCUCAGGUGCUGUUUACAGAGACAGAUGUGACCUUGCCCUCCUAUCUGGAUGGCAGCCCGGGGUCCCAGGAAAUCGAGACCGACAGGGAUUCGCAGAGAGCUUGGCAACUUCCUGACUCGUGCCAUUCCUCCUCCUUAGUACUAGCAAAGGUGUACCGGGAGAUGAUGACCAUCUAUGAACAACUUAAGGCAGAGCGACAAAGCCAGCAGCAGUGGGAGAGGGAGCUACAGGAGCGAGAGAGGAGGCUGAAGCAACAGGAGGAAGCUUUUGGGAGGCUGGCCGGGCUGGAGGAGAUGCUACACACUCGCAUAGUAUCUGUAGAGGAGAAACACAAGCAAGAGGUGAGCCAGCUGCAGGAUCUUCUUCGAGAGAGGACAAAGGAAAACAAGAGGCUCAAGUCCAACUUUGACACCAUCAAGGAGCUGAAUGACAACAUGAAGAAACAGCUGAAUGAGAUCAGUGAGCAGAAUAAAAAGUUGGAGAACCAAUCCAAGAGGGUGCAGGCUCGACUUGAAAACCUACAGAGGAAAUAUGAGCUCAGCAUGGCAACAAGAGGCUGUCAGAAAGUGAGCGUUAAGGGCACAGAGUGUAUAAAACCAUCCAAAAAGGAGAAAGCUGCUGCCACUGGAAAACCUAGCAACAAGGGCAGCUCCAGUCCCACCUCAACAAAGCUUCUCGCACUUCUACUGGACUGGGUACUACUUGACGGGCAGACGCUCUCCUCCAUAGCAGGAAACGAAGGGAAAGGUGCCAGCCAGUGUCUGCCGCCAGAGGUCGUGCUCAAUGAGAGAUGCCUUAAGGUGCUGCCGCUUUUAGCAGAUCAGCUUCAUCGUAGUCCUUUAUCAGAACCUGACCUCCUCCUCAACCUUCUUCGCCUCAUCCACUGGGCUUUGAGACACAUGGACAGCAGUACACAGCAUGUAACGCUGUCUGCCACCCUGCGGCGGAUAGGAGAGGAAGUGUCAAAGCCUCCAACCCAGCUAAUGGUACCUCAGUCUGAAGAUCCGGACCUGCCCAAUUCCUGCAGUGGGGCUGCAGGUGGUCCCUACAGGAGCUGGCCCCUUUAUCGUAGCCCCUGUCCUCACACACGGAUCCUCUCCACCCUCAUCAUCCUCCGCACUGUCACACAAGCUGACAUACUGGCCCAGGCUCUGGACAGUCUUCAUACUGAGCUGAUGUGCGAGGAGAGCCGAGGUCUAUUCAUCCACUGUGGAGGAGUGUGCGUGCUGCUGUGGAUGCUUCGGGCUGGCCGCGGAGGUCUGAACACACCCGUAGACAUCCUGAUGCAGCUAACUGAGCAGUCCCGCUACUUAAAUCCCUUCCUGGAGUCAUGUAGCUGUGAGGAGUUCUUUCGCACGGCCUCCCAGCUUCUCACAAACCCUUGUCUGGAGCUGCCAUCGCUGGAGAAGCUUUCCAUCCUUCUACAGAAGCUCUCUAGCAUGAGGAAGAAUCGCCGUCUGUUUGAACUGUUCUCCCUCCACCACCAAAUACAAGAACUCUAUCACAAAGCCAACCGCACACACACCUUCCUCUGCCUCAACCUCAGGUCUAUCCUCCACAACCUCAGAUAGCACACACACACUCUCUCACACUCACACUCACAUUUGUUUUGCUGUUUUAUGCUGUCUCAGCCUCUUUAAAAUUUCCCACUUAGGAUAAAGAUGACUUGCCUUGCGUUUAGGGCUGGGUAUUGGUACUUUGUACUUUAGAGGUAUUGACCAAAUCAAGUUGGUAUCAAGUAAGAUUAAAACAUCUCCAUUAAAACGAAACCUGCAUUUCAUUGUUUUUGCACCAGAGGUCUGAUCCUGAACUACCCCCCCCAAAAAAAAAAAAACAGCAGACUUUCUGUGACAGCCAUCUCCAGAGUCGCUUCCUCCCAGUGAGCUACAUAGCUGCAGCACAGGCUAACAUCAACACAAUGCUGCAAUUAGUCCCGACAACUCACGGCGACACUGAAACAGCUCGACUCUGUUGAUAAACCCGUUGAUGAAAAGCAUUGUGAUACUAACAGUUAGCCUUUCCACUGUGUUUGUGCGGCCGGACUCUCACAACUUUCCCUUUUGUGAAGCUCAUACUUAGCAGCCAUAGCAGCAGCUUCAGACUCUCUGUUUACCAGAUGUCACAACAAAUUUAACAAAAUAUCAGCGUCUAACAACUUUGGUGGCCAGCUGGGUUGUUUUAAGAGGAUGAAAGAGGUGUUGUGUCAGUAUACUGGGUGCCAUAAUCCUCCCGUUCUAUAGAACGAGUGUCGUGACUCUCUUUUUCCACUUCUCUCUCUCUAUCCAUCUCUCUCUCUCUCUCUCUCUCUCUCUCUCUCUCUCUCUCUCUCUCUCUCUCUCUAGUGAUGAGAGAAAAUUAAAGUCUAUGCAAUUAAUUGAAGUUUUACAGAAUAUACACCACUUUAUUUACCACUCUGUUGAUGUUGGUAUUGUUUUAAAGGUACUAUAUCGGUACUGGUAUUGUAAGUUUUUAAACGAUAUCCAGCCCUACGUGUGCUUCAGUACUUCAGCAUGCUGCUUUGACUUUCAUGCGCGUUUAAACUUUAAUAACCACUUUUCUAACUGUCCAGUACUUCAAGGCUCCAUCCGGCUCUACCUCAAACUAACAUAUGCAGACGCACAUUCUUUAUUUAUGUAGCAAUGUGUUUUGGAAUUUCUUUUAUCUGUCAGAAGUACUUUUUUAGUGUUGUGUAUGUUUUGCUCUUUGUGACCCAUCUGUUUUUGUG